Plasmopara halstedii is the source of this 156-nucleotide messenger RNA. RefSeq lists its product as uncharacterized. The record is from RefSeq and is a predicted model, not a curated record. Lineage: Eukaryota; Oomycota; Peronosporomycetes; Peronosporales; Peronosporaceae. The transcript has 2 exons. Bases 1 to 156 code for a protein of 51 amino acids.
AUGGACACAUUAAAGGACGUGUCUGGCAUGACGCGUGGUGGAGUUUGUAUGGCUCAAGUGACCUUGCUUGUCCAAAUUAAUGCCAACACCAUACAUUUUCAUGAUAAUGACGUCUAUUACAUCCUGACCAAUGAAACCAAGUCCGCGGUGCCAUAG